UGGUGACGUUGUUGACCCACUGAGCGAGCAUGGUCUAAAAGUAAGCGAGCCCCUCGGAACAAGCAGCGGAUCCUGUCGGAGCGCUCAGAAAAAGUCAUUGGCUCCUUCUUCACCGGUACCGCAGGGUGGGACUUUGGAGCCCACGGCAGCGGCCGGUGUGACAGCAGAUGGCGAGGCUGCGUGUUCGGGCUCAACAGUGACUGUCAGGCGGGUCUGAGUCCAGCUGACCUGCGCAGGGUGGGCGGGCGAGGAGGGCGGCAGCUGUGCGUCCCUGGAAGCUGCUGGAGCAUCAUUGUGUUUGUUUGCAACACCGCGGCUGGAGUGGGACGGAUACCGCCGCAUGCACUUCUAUUUCUUUUCCUUUUCCCUUUUUUUAAAAAAAAACCCCUUCCUGACUGUUUACACUCCGAAAGAGAAACUGCACAGUUUGCGCAUCCUCCGUGCGCUGAGGAGGCUGACUGGUGUCACAUACAGUAGCCUGCAGCAUUCCUGCGUAUUUACACGGGCUACAGCGGCGCAAAGGUUGGGAGUGAUCUGGGGUUUACCAACUACACCCAUCUGGCUCAGGAACCCCGAUUCUGGACCUAGAGCAGCUACUUUAACAGCCACAUACACCGAUGUUCGUGAGACGUUCCUUCAUACCCUUUUUACAAGUACUGCUUCUCUACUAAGUCUGUUUUAGAGAGCAGCCAACAUGGCAAUCGGCUCCCAGCUUUGGCCUCCUCCUGUCUUGCUGUGCGUGGGAUUUCUUCUUGCUUUUCCACCGCCAGUGCGUGGCAAAGAAUGUCCACAUUUGUGUGUGUGCGAGAUCCGCCCUUGGUUUACCCCCCAGUCAACAUACAAGGAGGCAACGACGGUGGACUGCAACGACUUGAGACUGACGCACAUCCCCACCAACCUGUCGGCUGACACUCAGGUGUUGCUGCUGCAAAGCAACGCCAUCUCUCGCACCAGUGGAGAGCUGCAGGUUCUGCUGAACCUGACGGAGCUGGAUCUUUCCCAGAAUAACUUUACCAAUGUUGAAGCUGUUGGCCUCAGAAACAUGAAUCAUCUGACUACUUUGCAUCUGGAGGAGAACCAGAUCAAAGAGUUGCCAGACCACUGCCUGGGAAACCUCUCCAGCCUCCAGGAACUCUACAUUAACCACAACCAGAUAAGCUCCAUCUCCCCUCAUGCAUUUUCAGGUCUACGCAGUCUACUGCGGCUCCACCUCAACUCAAACAGGCUCCACGUGAUAGACAGCCGCUGGUUUGAGCAAACUCCUAACCUUGAGAUCCUCAUGAUUGGGGAAAACCCAGUCAUUGGCCUCCUGGAUAUGAACUUUACGCCUCUGGGAAGGUUGAGAAGCCUGGUUCUGGCUGGCAUGGAUCUCACUGAUGUUCCACCAAAUGCCUUUGUGGGCUUAGACAAUCUAGAGAGCAUUUCGUUCUAUGACAAUAAGCUGGUUCAAAUCCCCCAAUUAUCCCUACAAAAAGUUCCCAACUUGAAAUUCCUGGACUUAAACAAAAACCCAGUUAGAAAGAUUCAGGAAGGAGACUUCAGAAACAUGCUUAGCCUUAAGGAGCUGGGCAUCAACAAUAUGAUGGAGUUGGUGUCCAUUGAUCGCUAUGCUCUGGACAAUCUUCCAGAACUUACUAAACUGGAGGCCACAAACAACCCAAAACUUUCUUACAUCCACAGACUGGCAUUCAGGGACAUGCCCUCUCUGGAGAGCCUGAUGCUGAACAAUAAUGCUCUGACCGCCCUUUACCAGCACACUGUGGAGGUGCUGCCAAACCUGCGAGAGAUCAGCAUUCACAGCAAUCCACUGCGCUGCAACUGCGUGACUCAGUGGAUGAGUUUCAACAGGUCCACGGUGCGGUUCAUGGAGCCUCUGGCCAUGCUCUGCACUGCCCCACCAGAACUCAGAGGCCAACGGGUCCGAGAGUUAAGGCUGCUGGAGUCCACAGAGCAGUGCCUUCCCCUCAUUUCCCAUGACACCUUCCCAAGCCACUUGAACCUUGAGUUAGGAAUGAGCGUCAGCCUGGACUGUCGGGCAAUGGCUGAACCGGAACCUGAAAUCUACUGGGUCACCCCUCUUGGUGCCAAAAUCACAACAGACACGGUGUCAGAGCGGUACCACCUGAGCAGCGAGGGGACUCUGCGGCUGUCUCACGUGCAGGUGGAAGACUCUGGGAGGUACACCUGCGUGGCACAGAACCCAGAAGGCGCCGACACGUGGGUCUCCACAAUCCGCGUAAACGGGACCCUGCUGGACAGCACUCAGGUGAUGAAGAUCUACGUCAAGCAGACAGAGGCUCAUUCCAUCCUGGUCUCCUGGAAAGUCAACUCAAACGUCCUGUCCUCCAACCUGAAAUGGGCCUCCGCCACCAUGAAGAUUGACAACCCGCACAUCACAUACACCGCUCGCGUUCCUGUGGACGUUCACGAGUACAACCUCACGCACCUUCAGCCUGCCACGGAGUACGAAGUGUGCCUCACGGUUUCCAACAUCCACCUGCAAACGCACAAGUCCUGCGUCAACGUCACAACACGCGGCGCCACCUUCGCCUUGGACCUGUCGGAUCAGCACCCGAGCAUGGCCGUGCUGGCCGUCAUGUCGACCGCGUUGGCCUUCCUCAGCCUGGCCACUGUGGCCGUCUACGUGGCCCGCAGGUGGAAGAGGAAGAACUACCACCACUCGCUGAAGAAGUACAUGCUGAAGACCUCUUCCAUCCCGCUUAACGAGCUCUACCCUCCGCUCAUUAACCUUUGGGAGGCCGAUGGGGAGAAGGACAAAGACGGCAGCGCGGAGGGGAAACCUUCCCCUGUCGACACCACACGCAGUUAUUAUAUGUGGUGAGGAUGUUCUCACUGAGGCCCAACGCCUCGCUAGCAGCACAAUAAGACACUCUUUUGCCAUUUUGGUGCAAAAGUAAAAUGACGUUGAAAGUGUUUUUUUGUAUUUUUAGCUUUGCUAUUAAGAGGCAGAGUGAUCAAGUGCAGGAUUUAUAUUAGUAUAGCGUAUCGCCUUUGUUUAAUCUGUAUCAUUGUUCUUUACUCUCCAAGACGGCAGCUGUAUUUAGCCUCCAGGUUGUCUUAGUCGCUCUGCUCGGUUUCUGUGGUGCAUUUUGGACUCAUGUUCCUUCUAGGUUCAUCACGGCAGCAGGGGGACAAACAUUUUUGGAGCGUUUGUAGAAAUGAUUUGUUAUUUUCUUUUGUAACACAGCUAAAUCUGUUGUGCACUGAUAGAUAAAGAGGUUUGUAAAAACUUCCAUCAAAAGCUGGCAGCAGGGUUCAGAUUCGGUCUGUCUAAUGGAUGUUAGCGGUCGUGCAGUAAUGUUGUAUCAACUAUAAAUUUUACCUUUCUUGAUUUGCGCUGUGAGGAAGUAGGAUUUUAGUUUGCUAAAAGUGUAACGCUAAAACAUUCUAGAAUUAAGAAACAUUAUUUUGAAAUUUUCUCAAUAAGGUGCACUAGAAAACCUUUUGACAUUAUUCUUAAUUUACUUAGGUUUUAGCUAGAGUUUUUGUUCACUAAUUGCUUAGUUUAUAAUUUCCACGUGUAAUAUGUAUACUUAAACAAUGAUAAAUAAAGGUUUUGUUCUUUUUCA
Messenger RNA from Fundulus heteroclitus (mummichog), 3590 nucleotides. Its product is annotated as leucine-rich repeat neuronal protein 1. The record is from RefSeq and is a predicted model, not a curated record. Gene Ontology annotation, cellular component: extracellular matrix. The coding region runs from base 695 to 2842 and encodes 715 amino acids. The transcript has 2 exons. NCBI's taxonomy places the organism in Eukaryota, Metazoa, Chordata, Actinopteri, Cyprinodontiformes, Fundulidae. Gene Ontology annotation, molecular function: protein binding.